AUGGCAACUCGUCAGCACUAUCUUCUUGUUCUACAAUUAACAACCUUAUUCUGCUUUUCUCACUCACUCGAUAGUGACGGUGGCUUCAGUGUGGAACUCAUCCACAGAGACUCAACAAAAUCCCCAUUCUACAACCCCUUUGAUACCCCAUUCCAAAGAUUAAGCAAGGCUUUUCAACGCUCCAUGAACCGUGUGAAUCGCUUUUACCCACACUCAAAAGCGUUGUCAAAUGCACCACAAGCGGACAUAAUUUCAAACCAAGGAGAAUAUCUCAUGAGAUAUUCAAUUGGGACCCCACCAAUUGAGAUCUUAGGCAUAGCUGACACAGGAAGUGACCUUAUUUGGUCACAGUGCAAGCCUUGUGAUGAUUGUUAUAACCAAACAAACCCUAUCUUUGACCCUUCAAAUUCCACAACAUACAAAUCUAUUCCUUGCAACACAAGGGUGUGUGAAUCAUUGGUACAAUCUUCUUGUGCUAAAACAACAAAUGAGUAUUCUACUUGUGAAUACAGUAUGUCCUAUGGUGAUGGUUCAUACUCCAUUGGUGGUCUUGCAUUUGACACACUCACACUGGGCUCAACCUCAGGUAGCCAAAUUUCAUUCCCCAACAUAUCAAUCGGUUGUGGCCACAACAAUCAUGGAACCUUCGACUCGAAUGGCUCCGGGAUUGUUGGGUUAGGUGGUGGUUCUGUCUCGCUACCUUCCCAAAUCGGCCCUUCAACAGGGUUCAAAUUCUCGUACUGUUUGAUUCCUUUCAUGUAUUCAAACAAUACAACAAGCAAGAUAAACUUCGGACAAACGGCUUUAGUUUCCGGUCCUAGGACGGUUUCCACGCCCAUUGUUCAAGGUCCUAUUGAAACCUUCUAUUACCUUACAUUAGAAGGAAUCAGUGUUGGAAGAAAGAGGCUUGAUUUUGUUAAUGGAAAAAGCAAAGUAGUUGAAGAAGGUAACAUUAUCAUUGACUCAGGGACAUUUCUAACUUUCCUUCCGGAAGAUCUGUACUUGGAAUUGGAGUCUGAGGUGGCAUCACAGAUGAAUUUGCCAAGAGUGAGGACAGAGGUGCUCAAUCUUUGUUACAAGGCCCCGGGGAAUAAAAUUGAGGGUCCAACUAUUACUGCACAUUUUGGUGGCGCUGAUGUGGAGUUGAACACUGCCAACACUUUUGUUAGUGUCUCUGAUGGCGUGGCUUGCUUGGCUUUUGCGGCGGCCGAAAGUAACGGCGCCAUAUAUGGCAACUUGGCUCAGGCGAACUACUUGGUGGGUUAUGAUAUGCAAAACAAGGUUGUGUCGUUUAAGCCCACUGAUUGUUCUAAAGUGUGA
Arachis stenosperma is the source of this 1320-nucleotide messenger RNA. Its product is annotated as aspartic proteinase CDR1. Lineage: Eukaryota; Viridiplantae; Streptophyta; Magnoliopsida; Fabales; Fabaceae. The record is from RefSeq and is a predicted model, not a curated record. Gene Ontology annotation, cellular component: extracellular region. The coding region runs from base 1 to 1320 and encodes 439 amino acids. The transcript has a single exon.